AGGGCGCUCUGGGCAGCGGGAGACGUGGCGCCCCCGCGGCUCGUGGACUCCGCGCGCUCCCAGCGCCGCGUCCCGCCCGGAUACCCUGCCGGCCUCGGAGUGGGGGCCCCACAUCCCCACGCUAGUCUCCCGACCCUGAAGGCCCUGCCUCGCGGCCCUCGGCCCGCAGUCGUCCCGCCGGACCCCUCGCAGGACCCCCACCGCCGCCGCCGGCCGCGCCCCCCGCGCUCCCGCCCGGAAGCGCGGACUUCCGCCGCACGGUCCCGCGGGUGUCCACGCCGCCAUGCCCUCUCUCGCGGACCUGCUGCGGGAAUGGGACCGGGGCGCGCAGGCCGUAGCGCGCGGGGACUGGGACUGUGCCCUGCGCCUCUUCUCGGGCUACCCGGAGCCGUCCGCCAGGAUGUGCUUCAACGUGGGCUGCGUGCACCUGUUGGCCGGGGACCCGGAGGCCGCGCUGCGGGCAUUUGACCAAGCAGUGACCAAGGACACUUGUAUGGCUGUGGGCUUCUUCCAGCGAGGAGUGGCCAGCUUCCAGCUGGAGAGGUUCCAGGAGGCCCUGUGUGACUUCCGUCUGGCCCUGGCACAGCUGAGGGAUAACACCGCCAUUGACUACACACAGCUGGGCCUACGGUUCAAGCUGCAUGCCUGGGAGGUGCUCUUCAACUUGGGGGCCGCACAGUGCCGCCUGGGUCUCUGGGCUGAGGCCACCCGCAGCCUAGAGGAAGCCCUCUCCAAGGGGUCAGAAGGGGCCCGAGACCACCUGUGCACUGCCCUGGACCAAGUGCAGAAACAGGUGCACCUGCAGCCUCGGCAGGGCCCCAGGGGUGAGGUCUUCCGGCCCCACAGGUGGCACCUGGAGCUCCUGGAACCAGUGGAUUUCCUGGGCAAGGCCAAGGUGGUAUCCUCUGCCUUCCCUGCCGACCGGCAGGAGGACAUCCAGCCUCAGCAGCCCCAGGUUCAGGGUGCAGGUGGCAGAGCCAGGCCUGGAGCCGCCCCACGGGCUGCAGUCACCGGGGCCUGGAAAACCCGCACCGCCUGGGGUCCCAGGAGGCCCCCCGAGACAGAGACACAGGUCGGCCCCGGGCAGGCGGGGCAGGCUGACCACCAUGCGCCCGUCCUCUCCGAUGAACAGGACUGUGGGGACCCGGUGCCUGCCCUGAACACACCCCAACACGGGUUGCAUUUCUGGCUUGCUGGUGGUCAGCUGGUUCUCAGGCCGUACGCCUCACCACUGGGCCUGCUGCCGCAAGCCAGGGCCCCCGCCCCACCCCCAGGGCCCCCAUCCCUGGCCCCUGCUCCAAGCCUGUGGCUUUCCCUGCAGAGGCCCAGUGUGGAACAAGUUGGCAAACAGGUUCCUCCAGGGCUGCGGGUGGCAGGGGAGCCAGACCCCGGCCCUUCUGAAGACCCCUCUCAUGCUGGGGGAGUGGCCGUGGGGGACCCUGAGUCCUUGGUGACCCUCAUAGUGCAGUGUGCCUUCACACUGGCCCUGAAGGUCCCAAGAGGAGCUGACCUGUCCAGCCUGCGGACCCUGCUGAGCCAGGCCCUCCCCCACCAGGCCCAGCACGGGCAGCUCAGUUACCAAGACCCCAGCAACGAGGGGCGCUGGGUCCCCCUUGCUAGGGAGGAGGUGCUACAGAGGGCCUGGCGGGACAAGGCGGCCAGCCCUGGGGUCCUGCGGCUCCAGUGCCGGGUGAGCCCCAGGAGAGCCCGGUGUGGGUCCCGGUGCGUGCGGGGCGGGGGAGGCCCUGGGGCCCUUCUGCAGCCGGCCCACCCUGGAGCCCUCCCCUGCCACAGGGAGCGGGCGGCCGGCCUGUCCUCUACCAGGUGGUGGCCCGGCACAGCUACUCUGCCCAGGGGCCUGAGGACCUGGACUUACAGCCGGGGGACAUCGUGGACGUCCUGUGUGAAGUGGACCCGGCCUGGUUGGAGGGCCACUGUGAUGGCCGCAUCGGCAUUUUCCCCAAGUGCUUCGUGGUCCCAGCUGGACAGUACAUGUGAGGAGCCCAGCACCCCCACCUGGAGCCCCACAUACCCCAAGCCCAGUGAGGAAAUCAGCCCUAGGAAGUCCCGUGGCAAGAACGGUUUUAAUAAAGCAGUCUUCCCCCCACUAAGGUGUGGUCUGUGUUCUUGGCUUGUCCACUGUGAGGGCCCGAUGGAGGCUUUGAGGAUGGGGGAUGGGGCUGCUCCCAGAGAAGCCUAGGAGCCUGGAUACCUCCCCUCAGGCUGAGUGAUACCCCCGUUCGGGCCGGGCCCCUCCGCCAACCUCCUGAAGCCCUGCCAGCCUCUCCCAGGGAGCCGACCCCUUCUUCAGCAGUCACUCCCACGUCC
Lynx canadensis (Canada lynx) is the source of this 2328-nucleotide messenger RNA. It is a transcript of the gene NOXA1, whose product is annotated as NADPH oxidase activator 1. Lineage: Eukaryota; Metazoa; Chordata; Mammalia; Carnivora; Felidae. Gene Ontology annotation, molecular function: protein binding; superoxide-generating NADPH oxidase activator activity. The coding region runs from base 284 to 2200 and encodes 638 amino acids. The record is from RefSeq and is a predicted model, not a curated record. The transcript is spliced from 13 exons. Gene Ontology annotation, biological process: superoxide anion generation.